AUGGUUACUGUAAGAUCGAACAAUCCAUUAGAAAAAACUACAGAAUUAUGUAUAAAAUUAAAAUUUAAAGCGUAUGUGGGUCUUCAGAUCUUGGCUAAGAAUUUUAAACUAUUUUUCAUUACAUGCCGGUAUAUGGGCGAAACUAAAGACCAGUCAUAUUUUUUAAAAGAUCUGAAACCCAACAUGAAACGUGUAUCAUGUGUUUUUAUAGUUUUGGAGCUGGGUCCUAUCACGCGUACGAAAGAUGGCAAUGAAGUUCGGACCGCGAAAGUUGCUGAUCGCACAGGAACGAUUAAUAUAUCUGUUUGGAAUGAGAAUAGUUCGUUAAUUGCUCCAUGUGAUGUUUUACAGCUAGUUCAGGGUAACACUACUGUAAGGGGUGGCUGUUUAAAUUUGAAUGUCGGUCGUUAUGGUCAGCUUAUGAAAAUUGGAGAAUUUUGUUUUCCUUUUGUUGAGUCACCUGAUUUUAGCGCUUAUAAUGAUGAAUGGUUGGGAAAAUCCAGCGACACUAGUUCAACGAAUAAAUGUGAACCAACAAACAAACAAUAA
Messenger RNA from Schistosoma margrebowiei, 549 nucleotides. NCBI's taxonomy places the organism in Eukaryota, Metazoa, Platyhelminthes, Trematoda, Strigeidida, Schistosomatidae. The record is from the annotation of a GenBank genome assembly.